Molecule: messenger RNA, 1404 nt
Organism: Paramecium tetraurelia
Lineage: Eukaryota; Ciliophora; Oligohymenophorea; Peniculida; Parameciidae
Exons: 5
Molecular function (GO): phosphatidylinositol binding
Source: RefSeq, a predicted model, not a curated record
AUGGCAAAGGUUUUUGAUAAUAUUUGGGAAAAUAUAGUUGUAAUAGGAUUGGGAAUUUUGCCUCUGCUUUAGAAUUUGGCAAGUCUUAUGUGGAAGAAGUAAAAUAAGGGUUACAAUGCUGCCAGGUAAUAGUUCAAGGAGAAAAGAAAACUAUUCAUUCUGAAUUUAUGUUCCAUUUAUACAAAAGUAGCAAUCUUGAGUAUGUUCACACUUUUGUCAAUAUUGCAAAUAAUCAUCAAUGUUUAAUUCCAUUCAGAUUACGUUUUGAUAACAAUUAUAGAGUUUUGUUAGAUAAUAAAUUAUUUGUUGGCAGGAUUGCAAAUAUUUGAGGAUGCAAACAAGUAUGGAUAAACAACAUUUGCUACUCAACUCAACCUCAUAUUGUAAUUUUUCUGUUUUUGUGGAUUCGCUAUUGUCCUAUUUGCUUGGCAGAUAAAUAACAAAGAUAAAUUUGUAAUAAGACACGAAGACAUCAGUUGUUGGCUCAUGUUCAUUCUCAGAGGAAUAGCGCUCUUGCUACUAUCAGUCUUUGUGUUCUUCAUACCAUAAGACAAAAAGCUUCUCUAGACAGUAGUAUCAGAAUACCAAUACAAACUACAGAUGCUUGGCAAUGAAGAGGAGGUCUAGAUAAGGUAAUAACUAAUAGCCAACGAAUCCAAUUUCACAUUUUGUCAAUCAGGUGAUUAAUUGCAACAACAACACAUUACAGAUGUUGAAGUCAAUUCUUAUUAGGACAACAAAGACAUGAGUACAUAGCGAAAAUACAUUAUUUAUGAAAUUACUUUCAAGUAUUAAGGGAAACAUAAAAUAGUAUUUCGAUCCUUUAGUGAUUUUCUAACUUUUCACAGGGAUUUCACUUUAACAUACCCAUAACUCGAUCUACCCGUCUUCCCAAAGAUGACAAAAUACUUAACUUAAUAGGAUAUUGAUAAUCGGAGAAUACAAUUAGACUCCUUUUUGAAAGGAUUAGUGAAUUCAUUUGGCAAUAAUGAAUUGUUGUUGGAUUUUUUGAAUGCCACAGGAAAAACCCUACAAUACAAGGCCAAAAUACCGUUGCCUCAAUAACAACAGUAGAAACCAAAGAAGAUUGCCGCACAGUAAUAAUUCUCUAAAGCCAAAUCAAUUCAAAGUUUGAUUCCAGAGACUAUUUGGGAAGGACAAGAUGAUGAAGAUGAGGAGAGUAUCGAGGUAGACACAAGGAAAACAAAGAAGGCUUCCACUUAUGUGAAAAUACAGUUUGGAGAGGACAGACAAUAUCAGAGAUUUAACAGUUCUAGCAAUCUGGAUGAGGAUCGAAGAAACAUAGACUUUGAUAAGCCUUCGGAUGAUCAGAUAGGGUAUGAUUAAUCUGGGAAUGAUAGUCCUUUUGGGGAUGAGGAGGAGAAACAUUCGUCUCAAUUAUGA